This is a messenger RNA of Daldinia caldariorum, 5505 nucleotides long. RefSeq names its product SPX domain-containing protein. Gene Ontology annotation, biological process: transmembrane transport; autophagy; vesicle-mediated transport. Gene Ontology annotation, cellular component: cytoplasm; fungal-type vacuole membrane. The coding region runs from base 1 to 5505 and encodes 1834 amino acids. Lineage: Eukaryota; Fungi; Ascomycota; Sordariomycetes; Xylariales; Hypoxylaceae. The record is from RefSeq and is a predicted model, not a curated record. Gene Ontology annotation, molecular function: protein binding. The transcript is spliced from 11 exons.
AUGAAGUUCUCCCAUAGCAUUCAGUUCAAUGCUGUUCCUGAUUGGAGUAGCCAUUACAUCGCAUAUAGCAAUCUCAAGAAAUUAAUCUACGGGCUCGAGAAAAAUGUUCAUCAAUCAGCUGUCUCCGAUGUCGAAACGCGACCGCUCUUACGAAACGAAGAUCCCGAAACUGUGUUCGGUCGCGCUUUGGAUGUGGAAAUAGAAAAGAUUUCGUCUUUUUAUGUUGUCAAGGAGAAAGAGCUAUUCGACGAUGUCGACGAUCUGAUGCGCGAUAUCGAGUCACUUGAUGCGGCUGGCCAUGGCGACCCUGAACUUGCUCAAAGACCCCAUAUGCAGCAGUAUCCUGCCAGCGAGCAAGUGGUACAUACUCUUGGUACUCGGAGCACUAAGAGCACCCGCAGUACGCGCAGUACGCGUUCGACUGACGACGGUGCAGACGAUAGCGAUGACGACGACGAAGAUCAAGAUGAAACCUCAGCCUUGAAUAGGAGGCGCCGCUCCAGCCUUGGCGGCCGACGACGCACCGCCCCGAGUGCCAUGUUUGCUUCUACAGAUUUGACGGCUUCAACAGAUUUUACCAGGUCGCGCAGGUACAGUAUUGGAUACGAUGAUUAUACCGAGACCGCCCAGAUGUAUUCUUCCGGCAUCAUGCUGAAGAAGCGCAUCAUCAGCCUUUACGUGCAAUUGUGCGAGCUCAAGUCAUAUGUACAACUGAACAAGACCGGCUUCAGCAAGGUGCUCAAGAAGUUUGACAAGAUCAUCGACAAGGAGUUUCGGCCAAAAUACAUGAGGGAUGCCGUCGAGAUCUCAUAUCCCUUCCUUCCCGAGACGGUCAGGCACGUCGAGGAGAGAAUUGCUAAGAUGGAGAAGGCUUAUGCUGAUGCGGUAACACAUGGCGACUUGGCACUUGCUAAGAAGGAUCUUCGGUCGCAUCUUAGGGAACACGUCGUCUGGGAGCGAAACACGGUAUGGAGAGAUCUUAUCGGCCUUGAGCGUCGUGCCGAGGCUGCAAGCUUCGGAAAAGGUCUCCUCGGUGCUCAGAAUGACGGGAUCAAGGUGAGACUACAAGGCGACGAUGCUCCACCAACCCCUAUGAAACAGAUCGAGACACCGGUGGGACGCUUCGCUUGUCCGACUUGGCUAUUCAGUUCCACUCUGUUUAUACUUCUUGGUAUUGUGGCCAUCUUUCUAGUUCUACUCUCCGUUCCUAUCAUGGAGAUGCCCGAGCAGCAAAGGUGUUUAGCUAUGCUGGUGUUUGUGAGUUUGCUGUGGGCUACCGAGGCAAUCCCUCUCUUUGUAACUUCUCUAUUGAUCCCUUUCCUCUGCGUGGUUCUCAGAGUCGUCCGUGACGACCUACCGCCGUAUAAGAGGUUGGACUCUGUAGACGCUACCCCUUACGUCUUUGCGGCCAUGUGGACGCCUGUUAUCAUGCUGCUUCUCGGUGGAUUCACCCUUGCAGCAGCUUUGUCCAAGUGUAAGAUAGACAAGCGGAUUGCGACCUUCGUCCUUAGUAAGGCGGGCACGCAGCCGAGGACUGUUCUCAUUGCCACCAUGUUCGUGGCGGCCUUUGCCAGUAUGCUCGUUAGCAAUGUAGCAGCUCCUGUUCUCUGCUUUUCGAUUAUUGAGCCUAUGCUGCGCAAUCUUCCAUCGGACUCCAACAUGUCCAAGGCGGUGAUCAUGGGUAUAGCGUUGGCUUCUAACGUUGGCGGCAUGCUCUCGCCUAUCGCCUCGCCCCAGAACGUUUUCGCGCUCAGUGUUAUGGAGCCGGCACCAACUUGGGGCGAGUGGUUUUUUGUUGUGAUCCCUGUGGGCAUCAUAUCGAUUCUUCUCAUCUGGACCCUCCUUCUUCUCACCUUCCAGCCUGGCAAGGGUACCACCAUCGUGCCGAUUAGGCCUGUGAAAGAACGAUUUACCGGCUUACAGUGGUUCGUGUCGAUUGUAUGUAUUGCCACCAUCGCUCUGUGGUGUGCAAGUCAUCAGCUUAAGUCGACUUUCGGUGACAUGGGCAUUAUCGCCAUUAUACCUAUCGUGCUAUUCUUCGGCAUUGGUAUACUCACUAAAGAAGAUUUCAAUAAUUUCCCGUGGACAAUCAUCAUUCUCGCGGCGGGAGGAUUGGCCCUUGGCAAGGCUGUGAAGUCGUCGGGGCUCCUCCAUCUGGUAGCCGAGAGAAUCUCGCAAGAGGUGAACGGAGUAGAUCUCUAUGGAGUGCUACUGAUAUUUUCAAGCUUGACCUUGGUAAUCGCGACUUUUAUUAGCCAUACAGUGGCUGCGCUAAUCAUCCUACCGCUUGUGUCGGAUAUUGGAAAGGGCAUGGACGAACCGCAUCCUAACCUACUUGUUAUGGCUGCGGUACUCAUGUGUAGCGCAGCGAUGGCAUUACCGACAAGCGGAUUCCCCAAUAUGACAUUCACGGCUCGCCCUAUUAUCGAGCUGAGGCCGCGCGACAAGUCCAAAAUAGAAACAAUACUAGCUUAUGGCGACCGCGUUCUUGUCGGGUUAAACACGGGUACCUUAAGAAUUUACCGCCUCAACGAACUCUCAAAUCCUACGGACCUUUUACGUGAGGUAGAGAAGUUCUCGACUCGCCCCAUCGAGCAGCUCGCUAUCAUCAAAGAAUCUAACACCAUCAUUUCCCUUUCCAACUACCACGUUUCCCUUCACGAUCUCCAAUCUUACGAGUUAAUCGAAACCCUACUCCAGACUAAGAACGCCACCUGUUUUGCCGUCACUAGCAACAUAGUAAAGGAUGCCGCCACCGGCAUCCCAGAGAUUAUUAGCCGGCUCGCCGUAGCUGUGAAACGGCGCCUCUUGCUAUGGAGCUGGCACGAGAGCGAGUUACAUGAUGAAGUUACCGAGAUCGUGCUCCCCGAAGCUAUUAGGACCCUGACCUGGGCAAAUGCGAGUAAGAUAGUCUGUGGUAUGAAUGCGGGAUACGUACUGGUUGAUGUGACGACUUUGGAAACCCGCGACAUCGUGGGAUUGGGUGCCACGGCGGCUGGAGGACAGGGCAGUAGGUUCGGUGCGGCGAGCAUGGGCUACAUGGGACUUGGCGGUUAUAUGCCAAAACCGCUAUCUACGAGGCUAGCCGAGGGGCAAAUGCUGCUCGCUAAAGAUAUCAACUCAUUAUUCAUUGACAUGGAUGGGAGGCCGAUGGAGAAGCGCCAAGUGCCGUGGCAAAGCGCCCCCGAGAGCAUUGGAUACAGUUAUCCUUACAUCUUGGCCCUUCAGCCGCCUGCCAAAGGAACAUUAGAAGUCAGAAACCCAGAAACUUUGAGUCUGCUGCAGGUAAUAGAGCUCCCCGGGGCGGCACAGCUGCAUUUUCCGCCACCCACUGUCAGUCUCGCCCAUGCCGGAAAGGGAUUUCAUAUCAGUAGCGACAGGGUCAUAUGGAAAAUGGAGGCUACAGAUUACGAUACUCAGGUCAAGGAAUUGAUGGACAAGGCCAAUUAUGACGAAGCUAUAAGUGUCCUUGGUAUGCUUGAAGAUGCAUUACUGAAGGAUAAGACUGGCACCCUACGCGAGGCCAAGAUGCUAAAAGCGGAAGUACUGUUCAAGAAAAGGAAAUUCGCGGAAAGUCUGACGUUGUUUAACGAAGAUGAGGUUCACGCGCCUGCUCAGAGGGUACUGAGGUUGUACCCUAGGAUAAUUGCCGGUGACCUGUCUGCUGAACCUGCACAAGAGGAAACUUCCGAGGAAGAAGAGGAACAAGAGGAGGACGAGAAGGUCAACGGCGGUAAAGCUGCUAAGACGGAUGGCUCUAUUGAGGUUGCAUCUCCAUCCAAGCCAGGCGCCUUCGCAAAAUACUGGAUGGGACACCGCAAAACAGACUCUGAUACCGCCUCCAUCGCAUCCUCUAAGAGGGGCGGGACCGACAAUGAAGAUACCGCAAGCGUGAGAGUCAACCCGAAGAAGAAGAAGUACAUGGACGAAGAUUGGCCAUUGGAAGGAAAGGACUUAAUCAAGGCCGUUCGCGAACUCAACGGUUACCUGGCUGGCACUAGAACUCGUCUACAGCGAUGGAUCGACCCUGCAACUGGGAAGUUGAAACCGCGCAAAAUAGAAGCUAACAAUGGUUCAAUAGUAAACUUGCAAGAGAACCUUGACAUUCUACUCACAAAUUCACAUGCAGAAUCCGACGAGCAACUUGAGCAAGAGCUCAAGCAAACCUUCACUGUAGUUGAUACAGCACUGUUCCGUGGCUUAAUGUUUGUCACUCCAGCCCUUGCUGGCUCUCUCUUCCGCAUCCCGAACUUCUGCGAUCCCGCAGUAGUAAAUGAGCAUCUACUGAAGCACAAUCGGUAUAAUGAGCUAGUUGAUUUUUUUCAUGGUAAAAAGCUACACCGCGAGGCGCUCGAACUCCUUCGCAAGUUCGGUAACGCAGAAACGGACGGCGAAUCAGCUAAGCUUGACCUCAAUGGACACCUCCGGGGCCCUCAGAGAACAAUGAUCGACAUCAUUCUCGAGUUCGCAGAGUGGGUUCUACGACGAGAUCCUGACCAGGGAAUGGAAAUUUUCCUGGCCGACAGCGAAAAUGCCGAGACCUUGCCGCGAGAAAGGGUUCUCCGGUAUCUCGGCGCUAUUGAUGCCAAUCUAGAAAUCCGGUACUUGCAACAUAUCAUCUCGGAGCUGGAAGAUGGCACUCCGGACUUUCACAAUCGCUUGGUAGAGCUACUGAUCCAAGCACUCAAAGAAGGCGAGCGAGACGAAUCAUGGGGCGAGAAGCUCAGGAGUCUGGUGGCAUUUCUAAAGUCAAGCCAGCAGUACAGUCUAAGCAAAGCGCUAAGCAUAAUUCCCCGCGAUGAUCCGGCAUUUUACGAAGCACGGGCAAUAAUAUUCAGCAAUAUGGGUUCGCAUAAGCAAGCACUGGAGAUUUACGUGUUCAACAUGCAGGACUACGUCAAAGCAGAGGAAUAUUGCAACCAUAUCCACUCGCUGCCUAGCUCUCGCCGGGAAUCCUUUGCCGCGUCAUCUUCUUCUAUAGAUGAGGAAGAUCGAGAUCCCGACUCGAAGCCAUCCAUAUACCACAUGCUUCUCUCGUUGUACCUCAACCCACCAUCGCCCAACAAGCCGAAUUUAGGCCCAGCCUUAUUACUCCUCUCGAGACACGGUUCGCGUCUCCCAGCAGAAUCAACAUUGUCCCUCAUACCAGAUGAUCUGCCUGUGACAGAGCUCGAGUCGUAUUUUCGCGGUCGGAUUCGCGCAGCUAAUAGUGUAGUGUCGGAGUCGCGUAUCGUCGAGGGGCUCCGAAGAACACAGCUCGUGAAUACGCAGGCGUCGCUCCUGCUCGGCGACGGCAUUAGUGGAGGGCAGAGUGGGCGCAGCAGAAAGGUUAUUGUCGGCGAGGAAAGGGUGUGCGGCGUCUGCCACAAGAGGCUAGGCAACAGCGUGGUAGCGGUACUCCCGGAUAAUAGCGUGGUCCAUUACGGAUGUCUAGGUAGGCGAGGGCGUAGCAUGAGUGGUAGCCGGAACGAGAUGAUCGCUGGUUCGUGGGGGAGGCACGGGUAG